Messenger RNA from Neodiprion fabricii, 1812 nucleotides. Its product is annotated as HIG1 domain family member 2A, mitochondrial. The transcript is spliced from 2 exons. The record is from RefSeq and is a predicted model, not a curated record. Gene Ontology annotation, biological process: mitochondrial respirasome assembly. The coding region runs from base 183 to 482 and encodes 99 amino acids. NCBI's taxonomy places the organism in Eukaryota, Metazoa, Arthropoda, Insecta, Hymenoptera, Diprionidae. Gene Ontology annotation, cellular component: mitochondrion.
AUUGCAUCGAGGAGGACGAUCUAUGCCUAUAUCUUAAACCGUGGCGAUGGAACUAAUCUAACCUAAAACCACUAAACCAGAGGACGUGAAAGUCAAUGUUGGUAUUUUGAUUUAAGGAAAAAGAGUUGUCAGAAUUAUCCGAACGUGUUAAUUAGGUGUGACUAUUUUCAGAAAGAAUAAUCAUGUCGGUUCCAAAUGAUAGUUUAGCCGAUCUGGAUUGGGUGAAGCUUCGCGAAGACAUGGACAACGUCGCUCGCGGGCCUGAGACAUUUACGCAGAAGCUGAAUCGUAAAUUCAGAGAGAAUCCUUUGGUACCAAUCGGCUGUUUCUUGACAACUGCAGCUCUAUCCUACGGGCUUUACUCCUUUAAAACAGGGAAUCGUCAGAUGUCACAGUACAUGAUGCGAGCCCGUGUCGUUGCCCAAGGUUUAACCGUUGUCGCAUUUGUGCUUGGGAUGGGUGCAGCCGCCAGCAGGAAAUAGACUUGCUGACUUGUAUACUGUGCAGAGUUAGUUGUGCGAUGUCAAAAUUGUAAUCUCCAUUCAUUUUUAGGAGUCGUAUUACUUACACACUCGUAAUGAUAUUUUGCAAGCGUGAGAGAAAUUACUAAUUGCAAAUUAUUAUUUAAGCUACGUAUAUUGUACAAAUAAAAUAGAUUUUUCUUUGCGUAAAUCAAUAUUCAAACUUGUAUAGGUAUUAUGUAUGUAUAUAUCAUGUGCAUAGGUUUAUAACAGACUUUAACUUUGUAGGGACAUUUUUUGUUGGUUGACUGUCACCGUCGAAGACUCGAUUCGCAUUUCAAUAUCCACCUUGAAUAUUGUAUAUGUAAUUACAUGUAUUUUUUAAGUCUUUAAUAUCAAGGAGGCAGCUGAAUAAAAUUAUUGGCAUUAUUUCAUUGAUAAUUAAUAAAAACUAAUAUUUAUAAAUACUCUGAUUUAUUACAAUUGCAUUAUACACAUAUUAUUAAAUCAUAGAUGUAAUUUUAUUUAGAUCAUAAUUAUAGUGAUACAACGUUUUUCUGAAUUAAUAGCAAUCUUUUCUACGUUAUAGACACACUACCGUAAUGGUGAUGAAAAAUUACGUACAAAAAGGUCCUAGUAGCAAUAUCUGAGAAAACUUUUAUAAUAUCUACUUACUAGUUUUUAAAGAAAUUUCAACGAAAACCAUAUUGUUUUAUUAUAUCUCAAAAAUUGCAAAACGAAUCCCCUCCAAGUGUAUCAUAAAAUCAUACUUAUGAAUCGUUAUUUUUCUGUUAUAGGUAUGCCAUUUAUUGCAAUCUUUUGCACACAUCGUGAAAAUAAACAUCUAUGUAUAUAAUUUUACUGUAGAAAAGAUUAAGAAAAGGGACAAAAAUAAAACGGAGUUCUUUUCCAUGUAUGAUGUGUAAUAUGGCAGCUUGAUACGAUUAGAUAAUAUACUAUAAUCUAGUGAAUUGUGAAUUGUACGGACGAAUAUAAUAACCGAUCUUGCAUUUUUCGUAUACAUUACUGAACAGUACUUUGCGCGGUAAUUGAACGAUUGAAAUUGAAAUGCUCUAAAAAAUAAUUUUGCAACAGUAAGCAAGAAACAUUGUCGUGAAGUAGUGGAAAAAAUCUUUAAAAAAAGAGAUGACUAUGCCAUUCCAGACUUUUUUCCAAGUAAAUCUGACUUUCAGCUCUGUGUGAGAGAUGACCAAUGAGUAUGUUCAACUAUAUUUCUCUGUACUUCCUUUGGCAACAAAAUUAACGAAACUUAUUGCAUAAUCAUCACAACUUGGUGAUGCGCGUACAAAACUUUGUCCUGUAUGUCUAACAAUUUCAUUUGUCAAAAAGA